Molecule: messenger RNA, 3654 nt
Organism: Manihot esculenta (cassava)
Lineage: Eukaryota; Viridiplantae; Streptophyta; Magnoliopsida; Malpighiales; Euphorbiaceae
Exons: 2
Coding region: 1639-3585 (648 amino acids)
Molecular function (GO): protein binding
Source: RefSeq, a predicted model, not a curated record
UUAUCUGAUUGUACUUUUUUUUUUUCAUUUGUCAAAUUUGCUUUCAUUUUGAUUCGCUGAUAAAUCGCCUUCUUUGGGAAUUAACUUUGGGAUUUGAAUUUGCGUCUGGGAUUUAGAAUUGGGGAAUUGGGAAAAUUUUCUGAUGGACCUUUGAGCUUUUUUUUUUUUUGGUUAAUCGAAUGAUUUUGUUUGGUUGAGUGUGCGAGGGGACCAUUGUUCGUUCAUUUUCCUUUUUAAUUAUACGUGUGAAGUCAUGUUUAGGGGUUAAAUUUGGUAUUCUCAAAUGGUGUUGAGGUAGUGGCUUGAUUGUCAUUUGGCUAAUUGGGAAAUGCUACUGAAUUGUAUUUCACUAGUGCCAGAAAUGGUUGAGUGCAUUUUCUUCAUGAAUGAGAUUUACGGGAAGCAAACUUGAUACACUUGUUUGUAUUAUGAAAUGGUCUCUCAUCCCGUGGACUUGUUUGGAUAAUUGACCGGAGUGUUUAGGGAUUUUUCCCCUUUGUUUGGAUGUUAUUACACAUUUCUUUUGGUCAUUACCUGUGAUAAUGUGUGUUAGUUUCUGGCCCAAGAACUGAACGGGAAAUGCUUAAUAAAUUUUAACGAUUCCCUAUAAGCAUUGGGAUGCCUUUGCUUAAACAAUAGCCUGACUGUAGUUUUUAGAUUGUGUAACCUUUGAAUACAUAUUUGCUAAAAACUGUUUAAAUGUUCAUCUGACUUUUCUUGAUCUGACAAGUGCUUGACUGAUAUGUAAACUGAAAUUUGUUGCGUACAACAGAGAAUAUAGUGCAGUGGUCCAAGCUGCAAGCAUUAGGGUGCAAGAGAAGCGGGAUGGAUGUUUAUUUACUAAAAAUUUGUAUACAUAUUGUGUUCUUAUUGUGUUAAAACGAAUAAUGAGUGUAAAAAAUUUUUAAAAAAAUUUAUAAAGCAGUAAUUGACUCUGAAGAAAACUAUUAAUCCUGGUCAAGUAUAUACAGGACAACCCCCUGUAAGUUGAGGAUGAUCUGAAAACAACCCCAUGAGAUUGCAAUUGUGAAAACAAAGUUCUGCUCACAAUCCUCUUCUGUGGAACUAGUUAUCAUCAUCAUCAGCAUCUUUUGCUGUUUUUCCUUGUUAGAGUUGAAUAUAGUAGUUUGCAACAUGUUUAUUUUACUUUUAUCCUCUGAUUUUGAAUGUUCCUCCUAAAUUUCAGAUAAAGAUGUUUUUAUUGUUUUAAAGAACUUUCUCUUUUUUGGUUCGCUUGCUAAAGUUAAAAAACCAAAAAAAAAAAAAAAAACGAACUGAUUUUGCUCCUUAAUGCUAUUGGCCUUCUGAACCCUAAGUAUUUAAAGCUUUAUUUCAUUCCCUGCUGUCAGCCGACUUCCCUUCCCUUUUCUCUGUUUCUUCUUUCAUUCCUCUCCUAAAGGACUGCCAACAGACCAAAUACGCCAUUGAUUCCCUCACGACUCACAAGUGGAUCCAGUGAUCCACUCAACUUCUUCUUUUGUUCCUUUCCUAAGGAACUGCCAACAGACCCAACACACCAGUGGAUUAUUUGAUCUAUGUGACUGUCAUCACGACUCACGAAUGGAUCUAGCAACUGUCGCUGCCCAUCACGGCAGCAUACUGACUGAGUCCAUCAAGGAAUAGAUUGCUUACAAGGAAAUGUCUCCAGCAUCAAAAUACAAGUCCAAGGACAAAAAGGCUGGCAAGGAGGGCCAGAAAGCUUCAAAGUCUACUGGGCUUUCUAAUGCAGCUAGUGGUAUACCAGCUAGUGCAUACAAUCCUCUUUCUGGAACAUUUCAUGCACUGGAAAUGGUACCAACAUCCUCUGCUUCACCUCUGCAUGCUAAUGGUCGGUACCAGAACAUAGAUGAGACAGAUGAUCACUUUGGUGGUUCACUUGGAGCUGGGGUUGAGUAUGAUUCUGUUUCAAAUAAUGGCAGCUGGUCUGGUGAGUCAGAAGAUCAUAAAGAGAAGAAUGCCAUUGUUCGGCAGGAAACAAUCCCAGGAGCUGACAAUGACAAAAGGGAAAAAAUCCGUCAAAAGAAUGAAAGGAAGCAUCAGCGUCAAAAAGAGAGAAGAGCCCAGGAAUUGCAUGAUCGGUGCAGUGGUUAUCUCAUGUCAAGAAAGCUAGAAGCGCUUGCUCAAAAGCUUGUUGUGAUGGGAUUUUCGCAUGAGCGGGCUACAGUGGCUCUAAUAUUAAAUGAAGGUAAAGUAGAAGAAUCUGUUUCAUGGCUAUUUGAAGGGGGUGAAGAUGCAGACAAGCACCAGGAUCAAAACAUUGGUGGGGCUAAUUUGAAAAUUGACAUAUCGGAAGAGCUUGCUCGAAUGACUGAUAUGGAAAUAAGAUACAAGUGCAACAGGCAGGAGGUUGAAAGGGCUGUGGUUGCCGCUGAAGGUGAUCUUGAUAAGGCAGCAGAAAGUUUAAGAGAACUGAAGCUAGAUCCACCUACUGGUCCCCCAAAGCCAGAAGAAACUGGUGAUCCUCCAACAGUCAGUAACGGUAAGCUUUCAGUUUCAGUAAGCCCGAAUAUGGUGGGACAACAACAGAAACCCAAUCCACCUUCUAUAAUACCACAAAAAAGGGAUGACAAAGAUUUUAAUUACACAAAGACAGUGGUUUCAGUAGCAGGAUCUCCAGAAUCUGGGAGUAAAAAUCUGCAGUCUCUAAAGAGAUUGCAACCAAAGUUGGAGUGGGCAAAACCUCAGCAAACUGCAGUGCCUGCUGAGAAACGAUGGCCAAGUGCAGCAUCAAGUCCGCCUGUUUCUUAUCCUUUGGCAUCACCUUUGCAAGCCUCAACUUUGCCAGCCAAGACAGAAGCACGUUUUGUGGCUGUUGGAAGUGAAUAUAAGAAAGUUCACCUAGGGACGGUUAGGGAACCGGUCAUCAUGAUGCAAAGACCUCAAUCUCUGAAUGCAAAGCAGGUUCCAGCUACAAGCAUAAGUUCCCCUUCUGGGACAGCUGCCAGUUGGCAUCCUUCUAAUAGUGUUGAUAUUGUGAAAUCCAAUGGCUUGAUGCCUCAUAUUCCCAGCACAAGAAACCUCAGUCCAAACAAUCUGAAUUCAAAUCAGAUGUUCCAUCAACUUCAUUAUCAACAACAGCAACACUUCGUUCCAGGCAGUGGUCCUGGGGAUUCUCCUGGAACCAGCCGAGGAAAUGGCUUGUGGAAUAGAUUAGGUGUAUCGCCUACACUUGCUGCUGCUUCAUCUCUUGGACUCUUCUCUGGGUUGGGUGGCCCUGCUGGUUCAUCAGGUGCAUCUUCUCCAGUUGACUGGAGUACUGCUGGCUCUAUGACCCAGUUAGAUUACACCAGCAUAGACUGGAGUUUGGAUCGAAAUAUUUCCUUUCCAAGGCCUAGUGGAUUGUGUUUGGGGCCAUGUUCUUUAAAAAAUGGCACCCAGAUAUAUGAUUCAAGUGCUACUAGCACGGGUGCUAAGCUGGCAAUGAAAACAGCAGCAAAUGGGAAUGGUGUACGCAUUCCAGGAUUGCAGGAGGGUGGAGUGGUCACAGAAACAUCUGCAGCUAAUUCUCAUGAAUGGACAUCCCCAUUUGAAGGGAAAGAUCUCUUUAGUUUACCUAGACAGUUUGUUUCAUCUCCCUCACUCUAGGGUGGGGGGCAUGAUUUCAAUGAAUAAAAUGAAAAAAAGAAAAAGACUAGAAAAAUAUGUUGAAUUUGA